Colletotrichum karsti is the source of this 1644-nucleotide messenger RNA. RefSeq lists its product as uncharacterized. Lineage: Eukaryota; Fungi; Ascomycota; Sordariomycetes; Glomerellales; Glomerellaceae. The record is from RefSeq and is a predicted model, not a curated record. The transcript has a single exon. Gene Ontology annotation, molecular function: flavin adenine dinucleotide binding; N,N-dimethylaniline monooxygenase activity; NADP binding. Bases 1 to 1644 code for a protein of 547 amino acids.
AUGGCUCCCGCACACGAGUCCCCUACUCAAUGCCCCAAGACCGUCUCGGCCGAUAUCAUCAUCGUCGGCGGUGGCUUCGGAGGGUGUUACGCGCUGCACUCGCUGCGUCAAGCCGGAUACCAAGUCAAGCUGAUCGAGGCCGGCAGCGAUCUCGGUGGAGUUUGGCAUUUCAACUCUUACCCCGGCGCGCGGGUGGACUCCGAGGUGCCUCUUUACCAGCUCAGCGUACCAGAGGCCGCUCGAUCCUUCAACUUCACCGAGCGCUUCCCUGAUCACAUUGAGCUCCGCCGAUACUUUGCUCACAUGUCCAAGGAGCUGGACUUGCAUAAGGAUGCCAUUUUCAAUACUCGUGUGAUCAACGCCACUUACCAUCAUUCAUCCACUCGAUGGGUGCUCAAAACCGACAAUGGGAUCGAGGCGACAGCCCAAUAUGCCAUCUUUGCAACUGGUACAACCAACAAACCGUACAUACCCAGCUUUUCUGGCCUCGACAACUUCAAAGGCACCGUGCUGCAUCCCUGCCGCUGGCCGUCCGAGCUGGACCUGAGAAAAAAGAAGGUGGGAAUCGUAGGUCAGGGCGCGUCUGGGUUGCAGAUUCUCCAGGAACUGGCCAAAGAGGACGCCGAAAUUACCGUAUUUCUGCGCAAUCCACCCACAGCCCUACCGAUGGCACAACGCCCUAUCACAGUUGCUGAGGCCGAGGAGCAGAAGAACAUGUAUCAGACUCUUUUCUACCACGCCAAGAACAAGAACGAGGCGGGCUACGCAUACAACGGUCCUCGCGCCGGUUACUUCGAUUCAACGCUUGAGGAGCGCGAGCGGUUCUAUGCCGAUCUCUGGCGUAGGGGCAGCUAUUCGAUUCUGACCUCCAAUUUCCCCGAGCACACAUACAUCAAAGAGGCCAACGCCGAGCUGUACCAGUAUUGGGCUAAAACUGUGCGAGCCCGCAUCACGGACCCGGUGAAGCGAGACAUCAUGGCGCCCCUAGAGCAAUUCCAGUGGAUCGGGACCAAGAGACCCAACCUCGAGAUGGACUACUACGAGAUGAUCGAUCGGCCCAACGUCAAGCUCGUAAACCUCAAGCAGGAUCCCAUUCGGAGCUUCACCCCUUCAGGCGUCACAACAGGCGGGCUUGAGGGAGACAUCGACCACGAACUUGACAUCGUCAUCAUGGCCACGGGCUACGACUCCGUCACAGGCAGCCUGUAUGAGAUGAACAUUAUCGACAAAGACGGCAUCAAACUGCAAGACCGCUGGGCCAACGGCAUCCAAACAUAUCUGGGCAUGUUCGCCCCUGGGCUUCCCAAUGCAAUCUGUAUUUACGGCCCACAAGCACCGUCUGGUCUUGCAAACGGUCCCCCUUUUCUCGAGAUGCAGGUCGACUGGGUCGUUCGGUUUUUGGUCAAUCUCGAAAAGGAGUCAAAGAGUACGUUUGAGGUGAAACCUGACGUAGCGAAAGCGUACGUACAGCGCAAUCUGGAGGCUUAUAGUCAGUCACUGGCCAAAGACACACCGUCAUGGUGGAACGGCUCCAAUAUACCAGGCAAAGUGAAGGAGCCUCUCUUCUGGACGCUGGGUCUUCAGGCGUGGAGGAUGGAGACGGAGGAAGCUUUGGAGGACUGUUCGCGCUUCGACUUACGUUGA